AUGGACGCCCAAGCCUACCUAAUCCGCCACGGCUGGUCCGGUCCAGGAAACCCCCUCCAACCAAACACACGACCAGGCCCCCACGGCGGGCUCGGCCUAACACGACCAAUCCUAGUAGCGCGCAAAGCGAACAACCACGGCGUGGGCAAGAAAACAACCAAAGAUCCAACGAACCAAUGGUGGCUACGUGGCUUCGAAGACGCGCUCAAGGGCGUCGGGGAUGAGAGUCACGAGGGCGUUUCUGCGCGCGCGGGCAAUGCGCUUACUAGUGAACUUUAUCGGAAUUUUGUUAGGGGGGAUGGGUUAGCUGGGACGCUUGAUUCUAAGGACCAGCAGAAGGGAGCUGGGGAGAAGAGGAAGAGGGAGAAUGAUGAGCCCAAGGCCAAAGAGACGAAGGAGGAGAGGAAGGAGAAGAGGAGUGUUGAACGGGCUGCUAGGAAAGCGAGGAAGGAGAAGAGGGCCGUUGAGCGGGCUGCUAGGAGGAGUGAGAAGGAGAAGAAGAAGGCUGCUAAGAAGGCUAAGAAGGAUGGGGCUGGGGAGGAUUAUCCUACGCCUAUGUCUAUUGAUUCGGGAGCUGGAUCUGGAUCUGGAUCUGAGAACGCCGAGGCAGAGAUGGCGAUAAAGGAGAAGAAGGAAAAGAAGUCGAAGAGUGACGACGACUCGAAAAAGUCCAAAAAGGACAAAAAGGAGAAAAACGAGUCGGAGUCCAAGGCAUGA
Molecule: messenger RNA, 717 nt
Organism: Penicillium canescens
Lineage: Eukaryota; Fungi; Ascomycota; Eurotiomycetes; Eurotiales; Aspergillaceae
Exons: 1
Coding region: 1-717 (238 amino acids)
Source: RefSeq, a predicted model, not a curated record